CAUAAGUUAAAAGCAACAUUGAAAGGACAGUUGGGAUCAUGGACGAGGAACAAGUGGUUCACAGGUUUAUAAAACCUGGCAGUCACAGGGGAAAGGGACUCGCAGUAUUUACGAGUGGUGGUGAUUCUCAAGGUAUGAACGCAGCGGUUCGUGCAGUUGUACGCAUGAGCAUUUAUCUUGGUUGUAAAGUCUUUUUUAUCAGAGAGGGUUACCAAGGAAUGGUAGAUGGCGAUGAAAAUUUUGUCGAGGCCAGUUGGUCGUCAGUCUCUUGCAUCAUCCAUCGGGGUGGUACGGUCAUUGGUUCAGCACGUUCUAUGGAUUUCAAAGAGCGCGAAGGAAGAAAGAAGGCAGCUAAGAAUUUGGUUAAACGUGGUAUAUCUAAUUUGUGCGUCAUCGGAGGGGACGGUUCUCUCACUGGUGCCAAUCUUUUCAAGGAGGAAUGGUCCGAUCUGUUGCAAGAACUGCUCAAAGAAGGUGAGAUCACGAGCGACGAGUGUAUAAACUAUCAACAGCUGCAUAUCGUCGGUAUGGUUGGCUCGAUCGAUAAUGAUUUUUGCGGCACCGACAUGACGAUUGGCACUGAUACAGCAUUACACAGGAUCAUCGAGAGCAUCGAUGCCAUCGUCAGUACAGCCUAUUCGCAUCAGCGCACCUUUAUUAUGGAAGUCAUGGGUCGCCAUUGCGGGUACCUGGCUAUCGUGAGUGCCUUAGCCGCGGGGGCGGAUUAUGUGUUCUGCCCGGAAUGUCCACCUCCCAUCGACUGGCCUGAGAGACUUUGCAAAAAGUUGAAGCAGGAACGUUUGACCGGGCAACGUUUAAACAUCAUUAUUAUGGCGGAAGGUGCCGUGGACAGAAAUGGCGAUCCCAUCACUGCGGAGAAGGUCCGCGAGGUCGUGGUGGAUAAGCUCCAGCAGGACACGAGGAUCACGGUGCUGGGUCACGUUCAGAGAGGUGGCAAUCCUUCGGCCUUCGAUCGUGUCCUCGGCUGUCGAAUGGGCGCGGAAGCCGUGAUGGCAUUGGUGGAAGCCACACCGGAAACGGAAGCCUGCGUAGUUACAUUGGAUGGUAAUCAGGCUGUACGAUUGCCACUGAUGGAAUGUGUGCGACGAACGAAAGCCGUUGCGCAAGCCAUGGCCGAUAAAAAUUGGGAUCUUGCGGUGCAGCUUCGUGGAAAGGGUUUCGUACGGAAUUUGAAUACCUAUAAAAUGUUGACGCGCUUGAAGGCUCCUGUCGAGGCUGGCACAAUCAAGGAGGGAGAUCAUCCCGUAUUAACUAAGCAAUACACGAUGUGCGGUCAAGAUCAUUAUACGUUAGCGGUGAUGCACGUUGGAUCGCCCUCCUGUGGUAUGAAUGCGGCUGUUCGUUCUUUCGUGAGGAAUUGCAUUUACCGAGGAGAUAAGGUAUACGGUAUCAUGGAUGGAGUUCCCGGGCUGGCAAAUGGAAAAUUCAGGUUUAUGGAUUGGCCGUCGGUGACCGGAUGGGUUGGCCAGGGUGGCGCUUACCUCGGUACGAAAAGAGCCCCACCAAAGGACGAACAACUACCUCAAAUAGCGCAAAAGUUAAAACAAUUCGGAAUUCAGGCUCUGCUAAUUAUCGGAGGUUUCGAGGGAUUCCAAACUGCCCUUAGUUUCUACAAUGCGAGAGAUCAGUUUCCCGAGUUUCGUAUUCCGAUUGCCAUGAUUCCUGCCACUAUUAGUAACAAUGUUCCUGGAACAGAGUUUUCUUUGGGUUGCGAUACAGCGUUAAAUGAAAUAACAGAGAUUUGCGAUCGCAUUCGACAAUCGGCUCAAGGAACCAAACGACGAGUGUUCAUAAUCGAGACUAUGGGCGGCUUCUGCGGUUACCUCGCGACCCUCGCUGGCCUUGCAGGUGGUGCCGACGCCGCUUACAUCUUCGAGGAGAAGUUCAACAUUAAGGAUCUCAAUCAGGACAUAAUAGCCAUGGCGGCGAAGAUGUCGGAGGGUGUGCAGCGCGGCCUUAUUCUGCGCAAUGAAAGCGCCAACUCGAACUAUAACACCGAGUUCAUGCAACGGUUGUUCAGCGAGGAGGGCAAGGGCUUGUUCAGCUGUAGAAUGAACAUUAUCGGGCAUAUGCAGCAGGGUGGAUCACCCACCCCCUUCGAUCGCAAUUUGGGUACGAAAAUGGCAGCGAAGAGUGUGGAAUGGUUUACCGAACAGCUAAAGAAAAAUACGAUGGCCGAUGGGCAAACGAUUUCGAAUACGCCGGAAAGUGCCGUUAUGCUGGGUAUCGUAAGACGUCAAUACAGAUACACACCUUUUGCCAAGCUAAUUGACAAUACCGAUUUCGAGCACAGAAUCCCGAAUUAUCAGUGGUGGAUGAAGUUGCGUCCAUUGCUGAAAGUUUUGGCGAAACACGAGUCGACGUACGAGGAAGAGGGUCUGUACAUUACGGUCGAAGACAUGGACAAUGACAAUGGCGCUCCACUGGUUUAAUUCCAAUUCGAUCCACCAAGUUUCCUACGCAGUAUUCCGUUUUCACUCUCUCUCUCUCUCUCUCUCUCUUUCUCUCUCUCUCUCU
Messenger RNA from Ceratosolen solmsi marchali, 2538 nucleotides. RefSeq names its product ATP-dependent 6-phosphofructokinase (gene Pfk). Gene Ontology annotation, molecular function: fructose-6-phosphate binding; ATP binding; identical protein binding. NCBI's taxonomy places the organism in Eukaryota, Metazoa, Arthropoda, Insecta, Hymenoptera, Agaonidae. Gene Ontology annotation, biological process: fructose 1,6-bisphosphate metabolic process; canonical glycolysis; fructose 6-phosphate metabolic process. The coding region runs from base 39 to 2453 and encodes 804 amino acids. The record is from RefSeq and is a predicted model, not a curated record. The transcript has 16 exons. Gene Ontology annotation, cellular component: cytoplasm; 6-phosphofructokinase complex.